This is a messenger RNA of Ylistrum balloti, 1667 nucleotides long. Its product is annotated as spindle and kinetochore-associated protein 2-like. The coding region runs from base 1 to 768 and encodes 255 amino acids. The record is from RefSeq and is a predicted model, not a curated record. Lineage: Eukaryota; Metazoa; Mollusca; Bivalvia; Pectinida; Pectinidae. Gene Ontology annotation, molecular function: microtubule binding. Gene Ontology annotation, cellular component: spindle microtubule; outer kinetochore. The transcript has 9 exons. Gene Ontology annotation, biological process: mitotic cell cycle; chromosome segregation; cell division.
AUGGAGCAGACAGUAAACUCUUUAGAGUCGAUGUUCCAGAAAGCAGAAUCUGAUUUGAAUUACUUGUCGAGGAAGAUAGACUUUGAGCUUGGACAGAAAAAUAAGACGAAUCCAGCUCAGUUGAUCGAAAAAAUUUCAGAAAUCAAAAAGGAAUAUGGUGAUUUGGUGAAGGAAGCAACAUCUAUACAGGAGGCACAAAAGGAAGCUGUGGAGUAUUUCAGAACACAGCUGAUGGCAGCAUGUCAGUUACUUCAAACCUUACAGCACCAGACUGGAAAACAGGAUGGUGAAAGACCAGAGGAGCUGGACAGAUUGGAGGCCAUUCUAGGUAUUAAAUUACCCAGUAGUGCAGACAAGCCUGUGGCUGAUAGUAAAGGCAAUGACGAGGAAUCCACCGGUACAAGUGUGUCCAACACAUCGCCUGAAGUACCUGAAGAAAACUCCAAACCAGCUGUUUGUACAGAAACACAGUUGUCACCUGCAUCACGACGUGCUGAUUCUUCAGAAUGUCAAGAUAUCACACAGGAGGAGUUUGAGUCUGUGUCAGAACUGAUCAGGGGCAGAUGUAAAUUGGCUGAUGUAAAUACUGUAUAUCGUGUUCUCUGGCGGCAUUUUAAAGAAGAAAAUAAUAGCAAACCACUUAAUCCUGGAGAGAUGUUCAAGAUGGGUUUGAAGGUGUCAGGUACCACUGGAGAGGCAAAACUAAAGAUUCUACGGGCAUUGAAACUGUGCACCAUAUCAGCAAAUAAGGAAGUGAAAUUAGUGUGAAAAUUACUUCUUCUGGUCAGUUAGGAACAAACUCAAAAGUUUGAGAAUAUAGAUCUUUGUUGAUCUAGAUGUAAAGCUGCAAUUAUAGUGAGAUUUUUACAAGUUACAUUUUGCUUUGAAGUUUUGGGGGUAAAACUACCUCCAAUUGCAAAGGUAUAGUAAUUUUAAUCAGAAGUGUAUUGUGCAAUGAAAUUACUGGUAUAAGGUUUAAUAUUCCAACCAUUCUUGCUUAUCAGUUCUCAUCUUAUUAGCUCCCUAGACCAAAGGGCAAAUUGAUUUGUGCUACGGUGUAACAUCUGUUGUCCAUUAGGUAUCAACUUUCAUUGACUUUUCAAUAGCCAGGAGACACAGGGUCUCGACAUUAGGCAAGUGACAUGGUUAUAUGAAUGCCCAUGACCUACUUUCUAGGUCAUAGGGGUCAAAUAAAACAAUCAAACUUCUGUUGAACUGAAAAAUCAUAGAAAAAUGACAUGUCUUCCUUGGAAGAAGUCUGACAAUGUUGAAUAGAAAAGUGCAAAUUUGUUCUACCAUGAAAAACACAUGAAUCUAAUAAAUUUUACCCUGACUAGCUUGUAACGUUACAAUGUGUUUGCAAACAGUGUAUGACAGGUGAGCUAUGCAGGCUCUUUAGGCCUCUUGUAAUGUGGCUGCAAUUCCACAAUUAAGAAAUUGUGAUUAUGUUUGAACAAGAAGACUGUGUAAAGGAUUGGAACAAAAGCAUCUAAUGAGAGUGUUUUCCAUGCAGUAGGUGUAGAUGGAAAAUAUAAAUAUUCAACCAGAAUUUUCAUACCUCUACCAGGAUGUUGUACUUCAGGAUACAAACUCUAAUUUUUUUACAUUUAUGCUGAAAAAUUUCCUAGGAUGCUGAUACACAUUGACCUCAUUUUACAAGAUGCCAU